AUGGGCUCGAUCGUCGCCGGAGAAGACGACACCGACUGGAGCGGCGUCGCGACGAGCUGGACCGUCUCAGCCGGCAAUCUUGCCGACUCGGUGACCGUCGAGUCGUCUCUUUCUCCGAUCGACGACGGCGCGGUCGGCUCAGCUCCGAGAGCUCCUCUCCUCCUGCGCCCUCCCUCGCCCAAUCGCGGCCCCUGCGAGAUCACUGUUAGUUUCGCUCAGCGACACGAGGUGCGCCAAGUUUAUGUCCGAAGCACUGCUCGAGUUUACGAGAUAUACUACGCCCCCAAGCAGCGGGCGGGCAAUGAGUAUCUCUGUACGGUUCGAUGCGGCAUUGUCGUUAGGGACGAAGUUUCUGGCAGGGAUGUUCCUCGAGCAGCUAAUCUCGCUUCUCGUGGGGACUCUAUGGAUGAGUUUGCCGACGAAAGAUCCAAAAAUGAGAUUAAUUUGAAUGCUGGUGAAGACGAUUGGGUUGAAGUGAAGGCGCCCAGUACUUCAUUUGAAACUAAUACAAAUGUCGCUACAUCUUUGAAGUCCUCUAUCAAAAUGGAUUUUUACGAGGCAACAGCUGAGAUUACCGAUGCAGACCCCUGCACAUCUCUCACGAUUCGUAUGCUCUCAGUUCAAAGUGGAGAUUGUGUAUAUAUAGACGAAAUCUAUGUGUUUGCUGAACCUGUUGAAUCUAACUUUGAAGAUGAGGACAGGCAAUUGGGAACUACAGCUGGAACUUCGCUUAUGGCUAUGCUUGUGCCUAGCCUCCUGCAGUUAUCUAAAACGAGAAUGGCUGGUCAAGUACAGGAUAAGGAUGCUCAUGAUGUGAGGGAUAUCCAGAAGUGCCCACCUGCUGGUUCAGAGACAACAGAACCCAAUCUGAGUUCGAAAGUAACUGUAACGGCCGAUGUUGCAAAUAGAGAUGGACAUGCUACUGGCAUUUUUGAUACUCAGCAUAUGGAUAGGGUUAUUUCUGAACCAGCUCAGGAAACUGUACGAGAAACAGAUACUAAUAGGCAGCAGGAUGAUUCUUUCAGUCGCUUUGAAAAUGUCCUAGAACAGCUUGUUUCUCGAGUUAGCAGAAUAGAAAGUUUCUUCUUGAGAUUUGAAGAAAAUAUGAUUAAGCCAAUUAGCAGCAUCGAAGCGAGGCUGCAACUUAUUUUUGUCCCUUGCUCUUCUUGUUCAUUUGAUUGA
This is a messenger RNA of Syzygium oleosum, 1182 nucleotides long. RefSeq lists its product as uncharacterized. The record is from RefSeq and is a predicted model, not a curated record. The transcript has 3 exons. Bases 1 to 1182 code for a protein of 393 amino acids. NCBI's taxonomy places the organism in Eukaryota, Viridiplantae, Streptophyta, Magnoliopsida, Myrtales, Myrtaceae.